AUGGCGAACACAUUAGAAGAGCCUACUGGCGAGUACCGCCAAUACCUGCCCGACCUCAACCUGGAGCGCUUCCAGGUGAUGUGCCAGCAGGAUGCGCAUGAGUACGCGCAUGCAUUCAAGACUGGACACCAGCCGCCAUGGCUUCAUGCGCUGUAUAUGCAUUGGUUAGAGCUGUUACAAGAGCCAUUCAAGGGCGUGACGACCGAUGGAAAUGUCCGCCCGGGUCUAUUCACAUUACAAGAAGAAGACGUCCCAAUCCAGCAGAUUGUCGACGCAACAGAAGCAGUAACAGCUCUGCUAGACGACAAGCAAAAAGAAGCAAUAAACUACCAUAUCGACUCCCCGCAAUGGCGCACAUGGUCAAACCCAGAGUUCCUACUUGCGCACAAGGGCAUCCGUCUCGACGAAGUGACCUCGCAAAUCCGCGACGCAGUCAUGAACGUUCUCAAGACCACCCUCUCCCCAGAAGGCUACGACAAAGCCGUCAGCGCAAUGCGCAUCAACCACUUCCUCGGCGAACUAGUCAAGUCACCCGCCGUGAUGAACGAAUUCUCCUACAACUUCGUUCUCUUCGGCCGCCCCUCUACCACCAGACCCUGGGGCUGGUCUUUCUACGGGCACCACCUCUGCCUAAACAUCUUCCUGUACAAGGGCCAGAUCGUCGCCUCGCCGUGGUUCACCGGUGCCGAGCCAAACGAGAUCGACGCGGGUCCUCACGCUGGCACGCGCAUCAUGCAACUGGAAGAAAAGCUCGGGCUGGAUCUCAUGCAGUCGCUUUCUGCGGAGCUGCAGGCUUCCGCGCGUGUCUUUGCCCAGAUGAAGGACCCCGCCAUGCCGCCCGGUCGCUGGAAUAAAGAUGACCAGCGUCAUCUGUGCGGCGCGUACCGGGAUAACCGGGAAGUGCCGUAUGAGGGGAUCCUUGCGUCGACGUUUAAUGCCGCGCAGAAGGAGCUGAUGUAUGGUAUUCUCGAGCAGUACCUUCUUUACCUGCCUGCUAAGUCGCGGGCGAUGAAGAUCGAUCAGGUGCGCGCUUAUGAGAAUGAGACAUACUUCUGUUGGAUCGGGGGGUAUGGGGAUGAAGAUCCGUUCUAUUAUCGGAUUCAGAGUCCGGUGAUUCUUGUUGAGUUUGAUCACCAUUCCGGGGUGUUUUUGAAUAAUGAGGAGCCGAAGAAAUUCCACAUUCAUACUCUUCUUCGGACACCGAAUGGGGGUGAUUAUGGUCAGGCGCUGCGCCCGCAGAUUCCGGCUGUUGAGGGAUUGAAUGGCAAGGAAAUUAUUUGGUAG
Penicillium soppii is the source of this 1284-nucleotide messenger RNA. Its product is annotated as DUF3500 domain-containing protein. The record is from RefSeq and is a predicted model, not a curated record. The transcript has 2 exons. The coding region runs from base 1 to 1284 and encodes 427 amino acids. Lineage: Eukaryota; Fungi; Ascomycota; Eurotiomycetes; Eurotiales; Aspergillaceae.